Messenger RNA from Amborella trichopoda, 1563 nucleotides. RefSeq names its product UDP-glycosyltransferase 76B1. NCBI's taxonomy places the organism in Eukaryota, Viridiplantae, Streptophyta, Magnoliopsida, Amborellales, Amborellaceae. Gene Ontology annotation, molecular function: quercetin 7-O-glucosyltransferase activity; quercetin 3-O-glucosyltransferase activity. The record is from RefSeq and is a predicted model, not a curated record.
UAAUUCUUAUAUUAUAUGGAUAAAAAUCUCAAACUCCAAACUCUGGUUCUCCAUUUUCUCAAUUCUCGCCUCACUCUCCCCAUUAAACCUUCAACUCCUCUUCCAAACUCUUUGAUGGCGGAGAAUAGAGUUUCUAUGCCAUAUACUGGACACCUGGUUCUCUUUUCUUACCCUUAUCAAGGUCACAUAAACCCCAUGAUCCAGCUAGCUCGCACACUCCACAGCAGGGGUUUCUUCAUAACAAUAGUCCACACGGACUAUAACGCUCCUCACCUCGAGCCUAGUCCUGGGUUCAGUAUCGAGUCCAUUUGCUUGGGCCUAUCGAACCAGGAGGCUCGGGAAAUGGACAAAGUGGAGCUCGUUCUCGUUCUAAAUGAGAAAUGCAGGCCCCCAUUUCGAGCUUUAAUGGAGGAUUUGCAGUCGAGAAAGGGUGGGGUCCCUGUUUCUUGUCUGAUAACUGAUGCGGUGAUGUAUUUUACACAGGAUUUGGCUGAAGAGCUUGGAAUCAAGAGAAUGGCCUUCAGAACGAGUAGCUCUACCUCGACUUUGGGGUUUCAGGCCAUCAGAGAGAAGGGUUAUCUUGAUGAAAGAGCUGAUACUUCUGACGAACUGGUCCCUGAUCUCUCUCCCAUCCGCUUCAAAGACCUCCCCUUUGUCAAGACAAAAUACCCAGACUAUUUCUCUUUAUUCAUCUCGAGCUUCACCAGCAAAUCCUUCAGAGCCUCGGCCUUGAUCUUCAACACCUCCGAUUCCCUUGAAAGCCCUGCCCUUGAAAAAAUCCGACCACAAUGUCGCGGACCUGUCUAUGCCAUUGGCCCCUUAAACUUGCCAUCAUCCUCAAGCAUCUUACUAGAGGACGAUAAAUGUAUCUCUUGGCUCGAUACGCAACCCCCCAGAUCGGUUGUAUACACAAGCUUUGGGAGUAUAGCCGGCCUGGACUCAAGCCAAGUGAUGGAGAUAGCAUGGGGCUUGGCUAAUAGUGGGCGCCCCUUCUUGUGGGUGGUGCGCUCAGACUUGGUUAAUGGGCUUAAUACUGCUGGUCUUCCUAGUGGAUUCAUGGACCAAGUGGGCUCGUGUGGGCUCGUUGUUGAAUGGGCUCCUCAAAAAAAAGUGCUCGCCCAUCGAGCCGUGGGUGCAUUUUGGACUCAUUGUGGGUGGAACUCAACACUUGAGAGCAUAUGCGCUGGUGUGCCCAUGGCUUGUUGGCCUCAGUUUAGUGAUCAGAGAGUGAAUUCGAGGCUGAUAUGCCAUGUUUGGGGGGUGGGGGCGGAGAUGAGGCGAGAGGUGGAGAGAGGAGAGGUGGAGAUGGUGGUGAGGAGGUUGUUGGAGAGAGAAGGGGAGGAGAUGAGAGAGAGAGCAAGCGAAUUGAAGAAGGUCGUAGAGAAAAGCUUGGGGAAAGGGGGCUCAUCUUAUGAUGCUUUGGAGUCCCUCAUUUUACAAUUGAUGUCUUGCUAAGCCACAAAUUUAUUUCCAAAUUUAAUUUUAAUUGGGGUCUUUGUGAUUUUAUUGCAGGUAAUUUGGCUUUGAAGGAUGAAUAUUAAAUUAUUCCUAAUUGUUCCCUCA